AUGAGCGAAGAGCCAUCGUUGCAUGAGAUUCGCAUGGCAAAUGCUGUCAGGGUCGGACCAGGAAAUUAUAGGCUGGCAGUUCCUAGUAAAUAUUCGUUAGCCUCCGAUAUCGCUUACUUCAAGGCGGGCGCCUUCAAUGAAACAUGUCCAACACGGAAAAGGCGGCCGAAUCUGCUGGUGGAAUCUCAAAUCGACGUCGACAGUUACGAAGAGGUUGCAGAGACUGGAGAAUAUGAUUAUGCUUCUGGAGAUGUGUUGCCGCCAUCCUUGGUGUCAGAAAGUCGCGAUGUUGUUUCUGGGGCGGCGUAUCGUGAACUUAAAGGAGAGAACAAUUACCUUAAAGAACAGCUCCAUGCUAGCGUCUUGAGGAUAAAACAACUGGAGGCGUUACUUGUGCUUCGCAACGGGCACGUGAAAAAUUUGGUGUCCGACAAUCUCCAGUUAUUGCUAAAAUGUCAGAAAUUGAUGGGAGCUUUAGGAGAAGAAGAAGCUAAAGAAGUUUUGUAA
Angiostrongylus costaricensis is the source of this 507-nucleotide messenger RNA. The record is from the annotation of a GenBank genome assembly. NCBI's taxonomy places the organism in Eukaryota, Metazoa, Nematoda, Chromadorea, Rhabditida, Metastrongylidae.